This is a messenger RNA of Choloepus didactylus (southern two-toed sloth), 2773 nucleotides long. It is a transcript of the gene TFAP2C, whose product is annotated as transcription factor AP-2 gamma. Gene Ontology annotation, biological process: regulation of transcription by RNA polymerase II; anatomical structure development; regulation of cell population proliferation. NCBI's taxonomy places the organism in Eukaryota, Metazoa, Chordata, Mammalia, Pilosa, Megalonychidae. The record is from RefSeq and is a predicted model, not a curated record. Gene Ontology annotation, cellular component: nucleus. The coding region runs from base 217 to 1572 and encodes 451 amino acids. The transcript is spliced from 7 exons. Gene Ontology annotation, molecular function: RNA polymerase II transcription regulatory region sequence-specific DNA binding; DNA-binding transcription factor activity, RNA polymerase II-specific.
AAGGCUUCACCGCAGCUGCGUCUACACCCGUGGCGGCAGCAUCUACGUUCACACAGCCGCCUAUGCGCGUUCAGUGACCCGGACAUCUAGGCCUGCGCUUGCGGCGAGGGCGUUGGCAGACGCCUGGCCACCGUGACCCCAAUUUUGGAUUUACCGCUUGGGGGGUGGGGGGAGCCUGGAUUUAACUGGCGACUGUUUUGGGGGACACCGGACGCCAUGUUGUGGAAAAUAACCGAUAAUGUCAAGUAUGAAGAGGACUGCGAGGAUCGCCACGAUGCCAGCAGCAACGGGAACCCGCGCCUCCCUCACCUGUCCUCCGCGGGGCAGCAUCUCUACAGUCCCGCGCCACCCCUGUCCCAUACUGGAGUCGCCGAAUACCAACCGCCCCCCUACUUCCCACCCCCCUACCAGCAGCUGGCUUACUCGCAGUCGGCAGACCCCUACUCGCAUCUAGGAGAAGCGUACGCCGCGGCCAUCAACCCCCUGCAUCAGCCGGCGCCCACGGGCAGCCAGCAGCAGGCCUGGCCCGGCCGCCAGGGCCAGGAGGGAGCCGGUCUGCCCUCGCACCACGGGCGCCCCGCUGGCCUGCUGCCUCACCUCUCGGGACUGGAGGGGGGCGCCGUGGGUUCCCGCAGGGAUGCCUACCGCCGCUCGGACCUCCUGCUACCCCACGCGCACGCCCUGGACGCCGCAGGCCUGGCGGAGAACCUGGGGCUCCACGACAUGGCGCACCAGAUGGACGACGUGCAGAAUGUCGACGACCCGCACCUGCUCUUGCAUGAUCAGACUGUUAUUCGCAAAGGUCCUAUUUCUUCAAUGACCAAGAAUCCCCUGAGUCUCUCCUGUCAGAAGGAGCUGGUGGGAGCUGUGCUGAAUCCCAGUGAAGUCUUCUGCUCAGUCCCAGGAAGGUUGUCCCUCCUCAGCUCCACGUCUAAAUAUAAAGUGACAGUUGCUGAAGUACAGAGGCGACUGUCGCCACCCGAAUGCUUAAAUGCCUCAUUACUGGGAGGUGUUCUCAGAAGAGCCAAAUCUAAAAAUGGAGGCCGUUCCUUGAGGGAGAAGUUAGACAAGAUUGGGUUGAAUCUUCCUGCCGGGAGACGGAAAGCUGCACAUGUGACACUUCUGACAUCCUUAGUGGAAGGUGAAGCUGUUCACUUGGCUCGUGACUUUGCAUAUGUCUGUGAAGCCGAAUUUCCUAGUAAACCGGUGGCUGAGUAUUUAACCAGACCACACCUCGGAGGACGGAAUGAGAUGGCGACGCGGAAGAACAUGCUGCUGGCUGCACAGCAGGUGUGUAAAGAAUUUACAGACCUUCUCAAUCAAGACCGGACGCCCAAUGGGAACAACAGGCCCACCCCGGUCUUGGAGACCAACAUCCAGAACUGCUUGUCUCACUUCAGCUUGAUCACCCACGGUUUCGGCAGCCAGGCCAUCUGCGCCGCCGUGUCUGCUGUGCAGAACUACAUCAAGGAAGCCCUGGUAGUGAUUGACAAAUCCUGCAUGAACCCCGGGGAACAGAGUCCAGCCGAUUCGAACAAAACCCUGGAGAAAAUGGAGAAGCACAGGAAAUAAGACGGGGGUGGACAAAGGAAGAACAGGACAGUACAGAACUGCAAAAUCGUCUCGACCCAGAGCAGACUGGGAAAACCCCUCUUGCUUGGGGACUGAGUUUAUUAAACCUACCUACCUAAAAAGGCCUCCGUCAAUUGCUGGAUCUUUCUGGAUUGGCAGUGGUUUUUACAUGCCCUCCUGGAUUCUUUUUAAGUGUCUCCUAACUUGGGACAAGUAUCAGAAGGUGACAAGUACUGGUUCUUUACUCAUUAAACCUUUCGUUUUAUUUUAUGUUUUGAACCUUGUUCUUCUCUCUGAAAGUGGUGCUAAACGUUUCCCUGAGCUAACAGAAACCACACACUUCACUGUUGUUAAUGGCAAAUGGAUGCAAAUCUGAUCAACAAUCACUUUUUCCUUUUUGCAGUGUUAAGACAAUGGCUGGUUUUUGUGCUCACUAAAUAUUUUUCUUAAAGUGUUUUAGCUUCUGCAGGUACCAAAUCCCUUAGUGGUUGGAGGAGGCAAAAGUUCUAUCUGCUUAACAACUAGUGAAUAGUUGGCAUUUAACACACUUUUAAACUCCUUGUUCAAGGGGGGCCUUCUGGUUUUAAGAAACUUGUAGGAACAAAGCCUGCUGAUUUUCUGUUUUGUUUUGUUUUGAACAUUUAAAAGUUUAACUCUGCAAAUGAAAAACUCUUUGAAAUGACAUACUCCUUUAAGGUACUGAAGCUUUAUUUGCAUAUUUAUUUCAGAUCUUGGUUUUUAGAGUAAACUUGAAAAGGGUAGGCAAGAAGCAUUUUUGCUGCCCGUUGUCCUCAAGUUCCCCACGGAGGCUCUAUAUUUUGAGAAACAGUGUGUUGAGUGUACAGAUUUUAUUUAUGCCUAAUUUAAUGGGGUCUGUAAAUACUGGUGAACUUCUUAUGACUUUGAGAAAUGGGAUUCGAUUUUAAUAUUAACUUUUAAAGGUGAUGGGGUAGUCUAUAACACAGCUUUAGGUUUCAUUUGUACACAGGGUUUUAAGUCUUAGGAGGAUACUGGUUUCCAUUCUUGAUGUGGAGGGUUCUGUUGAAUUGAAUCCCUCUCUGUUCACAAAGCAAUCACUUUGUGUCUUCUUCCUGUUAGGCUGAAUCCUAAAAUGAGUGUGUGGUACGGCGUGUGUGGGUUAGUGGAGAUUUGGGAUGGGAUUCCACGCCUGUAAACAUUCCCCAAACAGUUCUGUUGCGUA